Molecule: messenger RNA, 1592 nt
Organism: Eublepharis macularius
Lineage: Eukaryota; Metazoa; Chordata; Lepidosauria; Squamata; Eublepharidae
Product: lamina-associated polypeptide 2, isoforms alpha/zeta-like
Exons: 2
Coding region: 228-1244 (338 amino acids)
Source: RefSeq, a predicted model, not a curated record
GCGAGGGGGGGAAGGGGGAGGAGAGGCGGCCGAGCGCCGCCGUCUCGCCGCCGCUGCCGUAACGUCCUGACGCUCCGCAGGGACCCGCCGGCCGGCCGGAGGGAGGGAGCAGGGAGGUCGGGCGCGUCGUCGAGAGGCGGAUUCCCCGCGGCGGUGACAGCGGCGGCCGCGCUCCUCUUACCUCAGCCGCUGCCGCCCGUCCGACGAGCCCGGCUCAGGUCCCAACGAUGGCGGGGAGAGGGAGAGGCGGAGGAAAGGACCUGCCUGAACGGAUGGCCCGUAUGGCCAAGGCGUUGGAGAUCGAUGUGUCCUCGGCGGUGCCUAAGACGAAGGAUAAGCUCCUGUGUCGCAUCUAUGGUGACAAGCCAGCUACAGUGGGCUUCCCUAUGUUGGAAGGCUUAGAGGAGAUUGUGGAGAAGGUCUGGAAGGUGCCUUCGGAUCUGCCGGCCACAUCAAAGCACAUCGAGCAGAUGUAUAAGAUCAAACAAGGCACAUGGCAAUCCCUCAUUAAACAUCCUCCACCAUCAUCCCUGAUAGCUGAGGAAGUCCAGCACCGGAGGUCAGGUUCCUCUUCCGUUCCACCAGAUAAAGAGGGAAAGAAGAUGGACGCCCUGGGCAGACGCCAGUACUCCACCUCGGCACUGGCCCUCCGUAUAGCCAACUACCAAACCAUCAUGGCUCGCUAUCAGCUGUCCCUGUGGGAGAAGCUGGCGUCUUAUGUCACUGACCUGCCUGCGGAUAAGAAGGCAGUGGUGUCACUGCUGCAAACUGAGGCUGUUCAAUUAUCAAAGCAGCAGAUGAAUGCGGGGAACCAUGCGGCUGACACUGCUGCCCGUGGCAUGGCCUCAGCGGUACUCCUAAGAAGGCACUCGUGGCUGCGGUCGACGGCUCUCUCGCAGGAGGUGAAAGCCAAGAUCGAGCAUCUGCCGUUUGAAGGAGAUUCCCUCUUCUCGAGCACCACGGAUGAGGCGCUAAAAAAGAAGAAGGCUAGGCAGACGGCUCGGUCGUUGGGAGUGACCUCAGCGGACAGGUCUGUGUUCAAGCCACGGUACUCGACCAGAUACAACCCGUAUCAGUACCAUGGAAGAUACCGACCACGUCCAUACUUCCAUCAAUACCCUCCUUCUCGGCGCCGGUACACCCCUACGCGGCAACAAAGCAAGAGGCGUAGGCCUUUCAAGUCCCGCCCGUCUCAGCCUCCUGCCCAGCAGAAAGAUCCGCAGGGGACAGGGAGGCAGUUCUGACAGUCUGGCCCACACGCAGCCCUGAACUUUUCGGACAGGGUGAAGCCUUUCCUGUUUGAAUGGGAGUCAAUCACAUCUGACUCAUGGGUCUUAACCAUUGUGAAUAAAGGAUAUGGGCUAGAAUUCACUGAACUGCCUAUGUGUAUUUCACCAUCAAGGGCUGUGAGUAAUACCUUGGUUGAGCUAGAGCAGCGGUGGGCAAUUGUUUUGGCUCGGGGGCCACUUUGUGGGAGCGGAGGUUAGCGGAGGGCCGCACCUUUUAAAAUGAUUGCAUUCAUUAGUUAACUUUGCAUUUCAGAAAAGGUAUAAAUUGUAUCAUAAAAAUCAAUAAAUAUAAAUUAAAUAAAA